This is a messenger RNA of Megalops cyprinoides (Indo-Pacific tarpon), 2553 nucleotides long. It is a transcript of the gene pde6c, whose product is annotated as phosphodiesterase 6C, cGMP-specific, cone, alpha prime. Gene Ontology annotation, molecular function: 3',5'-cyclic-nucleotide phosphodiesterase activity; protein binding. The coding region runs from base 1 to 2553 and encodes 850 amino acids. The record is from RefSeq and is a predicted model, not a curated record. Lineage: Eukaryota; Metazoa; Chordata; Actinopteri; Elopiformes; Megalopidae. The transcript is spliced from 22 exons. Gene Ontology annotation, biological process: visual perception; signal transduction.
AUGGCAGACAAAGACAGUGUGGAGAAGUACCUGGAGAAUAACCCCCAGGUUGCCAAAGAGUACUUUGAUAAAAAGCUGAGGGCUGAGGUACUCUCUGCAGCGUUCACAGACAACUUGGAAAUCAAAGAUCCGGCCUCUUUCAAAGAUGUAACCCUAGCUCAGGAAGCCGCCUUGAUCUUUGACAUGGUCAAGGAGCUGCAGACAGCGACCAACAUGGAGAAGUCAAUGCAUAAGGUCCUGCAGAGAAUAUGCCUUCUGGUGAACGCAGACAGGUGCAGCUACUACGUCUGCAGGUCCAGGAAUGGAAUACCGGAGCUGGCGACCAUGCUCUUCAAUGUCACACCAACCUCCAAAUUUGAGCAGAACCUUGUCGAUCCAAACUCGGAGAUUGUGUUCCCUACAGAUAUGGGCAUUGUGGGCUUUACAGCGCAUUCGAAAAAGCUGCAGAAUGUUCCGGAUGUGAAAAAGGUUUCUCAUUUCAGUGACUUUGUGGACAAGCAGACAGGGUACACAACAAAGAAUAUGCUCUCAGCUCCAAUCCUGAAUGACAAGGAUCCUAUUGGUGUUGUCAUGGCAUUAAAUAAAAUUGGAGGGGAUCAAUUUUCAAAAGCUGACGAGGAGAUCUUUGCAAAGUACUUGAACUUUGCAUCAGUUAUUGCUAAGCAGCACUACACUGCAUACUUGUGGAAUGUGGAAUCCAGGAGGAGUCAGGUGUUGCUGUGGUCAGCCAGCAAGGUUUUUGAGGAACUCACGGAUAUUGAGCGUCAGUUUCACAAAGCUUUGUACACUGUGAGAACCUACCUCAACUGUGAGAGGUAUUCUGUCGGUCUCCUGGACAUGACCAAAGAGAAGGAAUUCUAUGAUGAAUGGCCAGUCAAACUUGGAGACGUAGAACCAUACAAAGGUCCAAAGACCCCAGAUGGGAGAGAAGUGAACUUCUACAAGAUCAUCGAUUACCUUCUGGAAGGAAAGGAAGAGAUUAAAGUCAUACCGACACCCCCUGCCGAUCACUGGGCCCUAGUUAGUGGGCUUCCAGCCUAUGUCUCAGAGAACGGCUUUAUCUGUAACAUGAUGAACGCCGCAGCAGACGAAUACUUCACAUUCCAGAAAGACGCUGUGGACGAAACCGGCUGGAAGAUAAAGAACGUCCUGUCGCUUCCUAUUGUCAACAAGAAGGAAGAAAUUGUUGGAAUUGCCACAUUCUUCAACAGAAAAGAUGGCAAACCAUUCGAUGAACAUGAUGAGCAGAUCACUGAGGCGCUCACCCAGUUCUUGGGAUGGUCUGUCCUGAACUGUGACACCUAUGACAGGCUCAACCGAAUGGAAAACAGGAAGGACAUUGCACAGGAAAUGCUCAUGUAUCAGACCAGGUGUACCAAAACCGAGCUUCAGACUAUUCUGAACACGAUGGAGAAGUUCAACCAAGAGCCAGAGGACUGUGAUCAGAAAGAAAUGUACAAACUCUUGAGAUCAACUAUCCCUGAGUGCAAAGAUGUGGAAUUGCUGGAGUUCCACUUCAGUGACUUCCCUGUGACGGAGCACGACCUGAUCAAGUGUGGGAUCCGAUGCUUCUUUGAGCUGAACGUUGUGGAGAAGUUCAAAGUUCCUGCAGAGGUUCUGGUUAGAUGGAUGUACACCGUUCGGAAAGGUUACCGAGACAUUACAUAUCACAACUGGAGGCAUGGGUUCAAUGUGGGCCAGACCAUGUUUGCUCUUCUACUGACUGGAAAACUGAAGAAAUAUUACUCUGACCUCGAUGCCUUUGCAAUGGUGGCGGCUGCAUUUUGUCAUGACAUUGACCACAGGGGAACCAACAACUUGUACCAAACAAAGAGCGCAUCUCCUUUGGCUAAACUACAUGGAUCAUCCAUUAUGGAGAGACACCAUCUUGAGUACAGCAAGACACUAAUGGCAGAUGAGAGCCUCAACAUCUUCCAGAACCUUCAGAAACGUCAGUUUGAGACAGUGCAACAUUUGUUUGACGUUUGCAUUAUUGCCACAGAUCUGGCGUUGUACUUCAAGAAGAGGACAAUGUUUCAGGCAAUUGUUAAUGCCACGGAGCCAAUGGCAGAGGAGCAAGACAGAAUCAGCCACAUUGCAAACAAUCCCAUCAGGAAGGAGAUUGUCAUGGCAAUGAUGAUGACAGGCUGUGAUCUGUCUGCCAUCACAAAACCAUGGGAGGUCCAGAGCAAGGUUGCUCUCAUGGUAGCAGCUGAAUUCUGGGAACAAGGAGACCUGGAGAGGACAGUUCUGGAUCAGCAGCCCAUUCCCAUGAUGGACAGAAACAAAGCGGAUGAGCUUCCCAAGAUGCAAUGUGGUUUUAUUGAUUUUGUGUGUUCAUUUGUGUACAAGGAAUUCUCAAGGUUCCAUAAAGAAAUUACACCGAUGUUCGACGGACUGAACAACAACAGGAUGCACUGGAAGGAGCUGGCCGACGUCUACGAUGCUAAGAUGAAGGCUAUAGAGGAGCAGAAGAAGGCGCUGGAAGGCAAUGACAAAAAAGAUGGUGAAGGCGGCGACGGGUCGAAGUCCAAAACCUGCACCAUAUUUUAG